Messenger RNA from Lutra lutra (Eurasian river otter), 1236 nucleotides. Its product is annotated as olfactory receptor 5J2-like. The record is from RefSeq and is a predicted model, not a curated record. The transcript has 4 exons. Gene Ontology annotation, molecular function: G protein-coupled receptor activity; odorant binding; olfactory receptor activity. Gene Ontology annotation, biological process: sensory perception of smell; G protein-coupled receptor signaling pathway. NCBI's taxonomy places the organism in Eukaryota, Metazoa, Chordata, Mammalia, Carnivora, Mustelidae. Gene Ontology annotation, cellular component: membrane.
AUGACUAGGAUUGCCAUGGAAGAAGAGCUCAUUCCUGUUGCUGCCCUUGAUGCCCCCGGGCAAAGCCUCCCUGAUAGACUUUUCUUCCUUACAGGUUUUGGGCUCUUUUACUUGGGUUACAAACGUCCUACUUUGGUCCUUCCUAUUAGCACAGAAUUGGACCCAUGGGAGCAGACUUUGGGCUGUCUGAAGCCAAGAAUCAAUAUACGGGAAUUGGUCAGGGUGUCUGGGAGUCCAGACCAUAAUUUUGUAAAUGACCUGGAGAGUGGGGGUGUUCCUGACCUGAAGGACCUCCCUGCCUGGGAGGCCCUACCUGUGAGACCUCUAAGAGGUCUCUGGGGAGGUGAUCAGUCUUCCCAUCCACCUUCAGCAAGGUCGGGGCGCUUGGGUAGCUCAGGUUCCCCACAGGAUCUGGUGGGGAAUCUGGGCAUGAUCUUCAUAAUCCAAAUCACUCCUAAGCUCCACACACCCAUGUACUUUUUCCUCAGCUGCCUUUCAUUUGUAGAUGCCUGCUAUUCCUCUGCAAUUGGACCAAAAAUGCUAAUCAACCUUCUAGUUGUGAGGGGAACCAUUACUUUCUCUGGGUGUAUGGUACAACAUUUGUGUUUUGGGGUGUUUGUUACCACAGAAGGCUUCUAGUUGUCAGUGAUGGCCUAUGACCGAUAUGUGGCCAUUGUCAACCCUUUACUCUACAGGCUAGCCAUGUCUAAGAGGAAAUGUGUAGGGCUGGUCACUGGGUCAUGGAUAUGUGGAAUAAUUAACUCAUUAAUACACACAGUAAGUUUAGGUAGACUGUCCUUCUGUAGGCUGAAUGUUGUCAGUCACUUCUUCUGUGAUAUUCCCUCACUCCUAAAGCUGUCUUGUUCUGAUACUUCCUUGAAUGAAUUGUUGCUCUUAACCUUCUCUGGAGUCAUUGCCAUCGCCACCUUCUUGAUUGUGAUCAUUUCCUACAUGUUCAUUGUUUUCGCUAUCCUGAAGAUCCGGUCAGCAGCAGGCGGACAGAAAGCCUUCUCCACCUGUGCCUCCCACCUGACUGCUGUGACCAUAUUCUAUGGUACCUUAAGCUUUAGUUACAUCCAGCCAAGUUCCCAGUAUUCCGUAGAACAGGAGAAGGUGGUUUCUGUGUUCUAUACACUAGUGAUUCCCAUGUUAAACCCACUUAUUUACAGUCUGAGAAACAAAGAGAUAAAGGGUGCUGUGGGAAGGGCCAUAGAAAUGAAACAUUUCCCCUGUUAA